This is a messenger RNA of Chelmon rostratus (copperband butterflyfish), 2866 nucleotides long. Its product is annotated as mitochondrial intermediate peptidase-like. The record is from RefSeq and is a predicted model, not a curated record. The transcript is spliced from 19 exons. Gene Ontology annotation, cellular component: mitochondrion. Bases 269 to 2371 code for a protein of 700 amino acids. Gene Ontology annotation, molecular function: metalloendopeptidase activity. NCBI's taxonomy places the organism in Eukaryota, Metazoa, Chordata, Actinopteri, Chaetodontiformes, Chaetodontidae. Gene Ontology annotation, biological process: peptide metabolic process.
GCUUUGAUAGGUAGCCAGUGAGCUAACAUGUGAGCAGUUGUGUGUAUUGUAUUGACAGGUACGCUGCUUAACACAUGUGAAAAAACAACAGUUAGCCUUUACCUUUCCUGGAGAAAAAAGGUUUAGAAUAUAUUAACGUUAUUUCCAUCGCUGGCUUUUACGAACAGGCUAACACUGAAGCUAAAGUUUAGCAUGUCCUCUGUCAGCCACUGUCAACACUACAAGCUUCAGUAGGCACCAACAGGACAUACAGCAGAUUUCAGUCAAAAUGUCUGCGUGUAAAAGGUUGCUUUACUUUGUGAAGCACAGAAGCUUGUGGACUCAUGUUCGGAGAAAUGUCACAACAUGGUCUCCUGUUGGAGCUGCGUUCAAUGCCAAAGCUCAGAGGAGGAUGAACCUAUUCGAGAAAAACGGGGGUUUGUUUGGAGUACCAGAGCUCAGCUGUCCUGCAGGCUUCCAAGUGGCCACAAAGGCAGCUCUGAAGAACACAGAGCGCCUGGUGGAAAAGGCCUGUUCGUGUCCUCCAGGGGUGGAGACAGUCGAGUCUUUCGACCAGCUCUCAGAUGGUUUGUGUAAAGUGGCUGAUCUGGCAGACUUUGUAAAAGUAGCACAUCCAGAUCCAGAGUUUAGGGAAGCUGCAGAGAAGGCCUGCGUAGAGAUUGGCACAGUUGUGGAGAAGCUGAACACGAAUGUUGAGUUAUGCCAAAGCCUAAAGAAACUGCUGAACAACCCGGACUUUGUGGCUCAGCUGGACCCUGAUACACGACGAGUGGCAGAGUUGUUCAUGUUCGACUUUGAAAUCAGCGGAAUUCAUCUGGAUGACAAACUGAGGAAGGAGGCAGUCGCACUUCACGUGAAGCUGUUGGAUCUAAACAACGAGUUUCUGGUCAGCUCUCACCUGCCCAACAGAAUCGCGAGGUCUGCCAUUCCCGAGCAUCUGCACCUGCAAUUUGCAAGUGAAGGAAGCUUCAUCCAAGUCGGGGGAUUACAUGCAGAUUCCCCAGAUGACUUGGUGCGAGAAAUUGCCUACAGGAUUUACCUCUAUCCAAAUGCAGAUCUGAUGGAGUGUCUGGAAGAGCUGCUGAAAUGCAGAUACAAACUGGCCAAACUGGUGGGCUACGAGUCGUACGGACACAGAGCCCUGAAGGGGACGAUGGCCAAGACGCCGGAGACGGUGAUGAGCUUUCUUCAGUUGUUAACAGACAAGCUGUCAGACAGAACAGCCAAAGACUUUAAGAUGAUGGGAGACAUGAAGAAAAAACUCAACCCUCGUAACUCUGAGCUCAUGCCGUGGGAUCACCCGUUCCUCAGUGGUGUCUUACGUGCUGAAAGGUACAACAUAGAGCCCAGUCUGUACAGUCCGUACCUGUCUCUGGGCGCCUGUAUGGAGGGCUUGAACAACCUCUUCACUCAGCUGUACGGUGUGUCCCUCAUGUCCGAACACCCGGGCGCUGGAGAGGUCUGGAGCGAGGAUGUCCGCAAACUGGCUGUGGUACAUGAGACAGAGGGACUGUUGGGAUAUAUCUACUGUGACUUUUUCCACCGGCAAGACAAACCUCAUCAGGACUGUCACUUCACCAUCCGUGGCGGCCGCCGGUGCCAGGAAACUGGUCAGUACCAGCUUCCGGUUGUGGUGCUGAUGCUGAGUCUGCCCCACCCCACCAAGAGCGCCCCCACCCUGCUCACCCCGGGCAUGAUGGAGAACCUCUUCCAUGAAAUGGGACACGCCAUGCACUCCAUGCUGGGACGCACGCGCUACCAGCAUGUGACAGGAACCAGAUGUGCGACUGACUUUGCUGAAGUCCCGUCCAUCCUCAUGGAGUACUUCGCCACUGACUAUAGAGUCAUCAGUCAGUUUGCACGGCAUUAUGAGACUGGACAGCCUCUGCCUGAGAGCAUGGUGGCCCGUCUCUGUGAGUCGAAGAAGGUGUGCGGAGCUGCAGACACUCAGCUGCAGAUUUUCUAUGCUGUCCUGGACCAGAUCUACCACAGCAAACCUCAGAACCGCUCCACCACAGACAUCCUGAAGGAGAUGCAGCAGAGCUUCUACGGCUUGCCUUAUACGCCCAAUACGGCAUGGCAGCUGAGAUUCAGCCACUUGAUUGGCUACGGAGCCAAGUACUACUCCUACCUCAUGUCCCGCGCCGUGGCCUCCAUGGUGUGGAAACAGUGCUUCCUUCAGGAUCCUUUGAACAGGGACAUGGGUGAGCGUUACCGUCGGGAGAUGCUGGCCCAUGGAGGGGCCAAGGAGCCCAUGCUGAUGGUGGAAGGGAUGCUGCAGAGGCGGCCCACCAUUGAGGACUUUGUGGACGCGCUGGUGUCUGAGCUCAACCCCAACUUUGAGACCUUCAUCAUGGACUCUGAAAGCUGAAAGAUGCCCCAUGGCGGCAUGGAAAACAGGCUCGAACCUUUGGGAGGUAAAGAGAGCACUGGUGAUGCCGGGCUAAGAGGUGAAAGACAUGCAGACAGGGUGCACCUCACUCUUACCAAACAUCUUCACUCUGUCUGGAAAUGAAUUGUUAGCAUUUUAUAUACUGCUGUCUCUCUAAAAGUCACAUUGACUUACUUGAUAUAUUUGCCUAAUUCUGCUGUUAAUAUAAGGUAAUAUGGAAAGAAUAUAGAGUUGCUACCAAACCUGGAAACUCCCGAUUAUGUCUAAAUAGUCAUUGCUGCAGAUUAUUAUGGUAUAGUGUCCCAUUCAAACACUUCCCAAUGCUCUGGACUCCCACGUGUCACCAUGCAUAGCAUUUCAACAGACUCCACAGCACAGCACGUGCUGUUAUCAUAAAAACAUUUUGAGUUUGUACAUGAGCUUUUUCACCUUUUGUCAGCACUGAACUUGUACUCUGUAAUGAUAAUCCCUAUA